CCCACCUUCUUCAUCUUCGAAUGUCACGUCCAUGCAGCCUCCUGCUUCCACCGCGUCGUCCUCGUCAUCUACGAUGCCACAUCAAAGCUCCAAGAAGUCGCGCAACUCCAUGGAGUGGUCCAGGGGAGGCCAUGGAGCGAGUACCCAGGGAACGGGCCUCGUUCUGGGGUUAGGACAAGGACAGGGCCAGGGUGCCGGAGCUGCAGGUGGAAGAGGGAAGUUGUCUUCAUUGGAGGAACAGCAAAUGCAAAGGCAUGAGGAGCUGUUCAGCUCACUGAAAGAUGAACUAGGCUUAAAAGGAGACUCAAGUCCUUCCUCCUCCUCUUCCUCCUCUUCCUCCUCAUCCUCCUCUGUUCGAAGACAUUCCUCACAUCCCUCCAAAAGCCUCCCUCUCCCAGAUGGUGGCCAUUUUAGAUCCUCCAACACGGAAGGCGGCCAUUUUAAGUCUUCCACUAACACAGAGAGCGGAGGACAUUUCAAAUCUUCCCCGUUCGAAAAUGAGGCGGGCUCUCACCUCUCCUCGUCCUCCUCACCAUUGGCUUCCACAUCUGUUCUGACCACACCCACUCCUGGGUUAACCACCCCCACUUCUGGACUGACCACGCCCACCUUCCCGCCGGGUAGCCUAUCGGGGAAGCCGAUUGCGGUCCAGCAGAAGCCCACAGCGUAUGUUCGACCAAUGGACGGGCAGGACCAGGCUCCUAGUGACUCUCCGCAGCUCAAGCCCCCUCUGGUGGCCACUGAGGGCUACAGCAACAGUCAGGCUUACGGAGGAAACGGCGUCAAUGUGAAGAAUAAGCUGCCCAAGUUAAGCCUCAGCCACACAGGGGAGGUAAGAGAUCAUGAUGUCACCUGGUUGGAUUCCACUGCCAGUCAAAGUACAGCUUUGACAUCACAAUCACUUUGAAAUUUGUCGGUCAUUGUGAGA
Molecule: messenger RNA, 928 nt
Organism: Myripristis murdjan (pinecone soldierfish)
Lineage: Eukaryota; Metazoa; Chordata; Actinopteri; Holocentriformes; Holocentridae
Product: putative protein TPRXL
Exons: 3
Coding region: 32-907 (291 amino acids)
Biological process (GO): regulation of RNA splicing
Cellular component (GO): nuclear speck
Molecular function (GO): G-quadruplex RNA binding
Source: RefSeq, a predicted model, not a curated record